This is a messenger RNA of Macadamia integrifolia, 3662 nucleotides long. Its product is annotated as C2 and GRAM domain-containing protein At1g03370. The coding region runs from base 61 to 3150 and encodes 1029 amino acids. The record is from RefSeq and is a predicted model, not a curated record. The transcript is spliced from 9 exons. Lineage: Eukaryota; Viridiplantae; Streptophyta; Magnoliopsida; Proteales; Proteaceae.
UUCUUCGAUCCCAUCCUCCACUUUCCCCGGGGAACCGGUCUGUGAUUUCAAGUUCACGUCAUGAAGCUUGUAGUGCGCGUGAUCGAAGCGCGGAAUAUACCUGCAAUGGAUCUCAAUGGUCUUAGUGAUCCUUACGUUCGAUUGCAGCUUGGAAAGAACAGGUUCAAGACUAAGGUGGUGAAGAAGAACCUCAAUCCUUAUUGGGGAGAAGAGUUCAGUUUUCGGGUUGAAGACCUCAAGGAGGAGCUUAUCGUCUCUGUUUUGGAUGAAGAUAAGUACUUAAAAGACGAUUUUGUGGGGCAGCUGAAAGUGCCCGUUGCUAAGGUCUUCGAUGCGGAGAAUAAGUCUCUUGGCCCUGCCUGGUACUCUAUCCAACCCAAGAAUAAGAAAUCUAAGAACAGGGACUGUGGGGAAAUUCUUCUGACCAUAUCAUUAUCUCAAAGCAACUACCAAGCAUUGCCCAGUACAGGUGAUUUUGCGCCACAAACGGAGGAGCCUUCGGAUUUAGCUACCGAAUCACUUAACCAUUCUUCCAGCGGCCACUCUAUGGGAACUGAAGAAGCUGAUUCUGCUAAGGAAGAUAAGACAUCUUCAUAUACAUUUGCUAGUCGGUUUGUUCAACGUUUUCUUAAAAAUGGAGACAUGGUAUUCAUGACUGGUAAGGGUACAAAUUCAACAGUCUUGCCUGAAGUGCCAAAACCUGCUGUUGUUCUUGAGGACAGAUUCGAAGAUCAAUCAUCUUCAUCUUGUAGUAAUUUUGGAGAAGUAAUGGGGAUCAUGAUGGAAAGAGACCCUGGCGGGGAAGUUCCGGGCAAUUUAUCGGGCGGGACACUUCUGGAUCAAUCUUAUGUCAUUGCUCCACCGGACCUCAAUUCUCUCCUCUUCUCACCCGAUUCAAAUUUUACAAAAUCUCUGGCAGAGCUCCAGGGAACGACGGAACUGCAAGAGGGGCCUUGGAAAUUUGGAAGUGGUAGUGAUAACUUGAACAGAGUGGUUACGUAUGUAAAGGCUGCAACUAGAUUAGUCAAGGCUGUGAAAGCCAUUGAGGAGCAAAUGUAUUUGAAAGCCAAUGGGAAAGUUUUUGCAGUUUCAGCAAGUGUGAGCACGCCAGACGUUAUGUAUGGGAGCACCUUCAAGAUAGAUAUGCUUUUUUGUAUAACACCUGGACCUGAGCUUUCUUCAGGAGAACAAACAUCAAGGUUGGUAAUUUCCUGGCGCAUGAAUUUUUUGCAGAGCACUAUGAUGAAAGGCAUGAUAGAAGGUGGAGCACGACAAGGUCUUAAGGACUGCUACGAUCAAUUUGCAGAUUUAUUAUCUCAGAAUAUUAAGCCAGUUGAGAUGACAGACCUGGUUUCCAAAAAGGAUGAGGUUUUGGCUGAUUUGCAAGUGCAACCACAGUCGGAUUGGAAGCUUGCAAUUCAAUAUUUUGCCAAUUUCACUGUAAUAUCAACAAUUUUUAUGGGCUUGUAUGUACUAGCUCACAUAUUGCUAUCUGUGCCUAAUACAGUCCAAGGGCUUGAGUUUAAUGGACUAGACUUGCCAGACUCAAUUGGUGAAGUGAUAGUCUGUGGGAUUCUGGUUCUUCAGGGCAAGCGGGUUUUUGAAUUGAUAGCACGUUUCAUCCAGGCCAGAGGACAAAAAGGCAGUGAUCAUGGUGUCAAGGCGCAAGGGGAUGGUUGGUUGCUAACUGUUGUCUUGAUUGAAGGACAGAACUUAGCAGCUGUGGACUCAAGCGGGUUCUCAGACCCAUAUGUGGUCUUCACAUGCAAUGGAAAAACAAGAACCAGCUCAAUCAAGUUCCAGAAACUUGAUCCCCUGUGGAAUGAGAUAUAUGAAUUUGAUGCAAUGGAUGAGCCUCCAUCUGUGCUGGAUGUAGAAGUUUUUGAUUUUGAUGGACCCUUUGAUGAAGCUGUAUCUCUUGGACAUGUGGAAAUCAAUUUUGUAAAAUCUAAUUUAUCAGAUUUGGCGGAUGUCUGGAUUCCUCUUGAAGGAAAAUUGGCUCAAGCUUGCCAAUCUAAAUUGCACCUAAGAAUUUUGUUGAACAAUACAAAAGGCGGCAAUGCCGUUCAAGAAUAUUUAACAAAGAUGGAGAAGGAGGUCGGGAAAAAGAUAAAUUUGCGAUCUCCUCAAACGAAUUCAGCAUUCCAAAAAUUGUUCGGACUUCCACCAGAGGAAUUUCUCAUCAAUGAUUUUACUUGUCAUUUGAAGCGCAAAAUGCCACUGCAGGGCCGCCUCUUUCUGUCACCAAGAAUAAUUGGGUACCAUUCAAAUAUGUUUGGACAUAAAACCAAAUUCUUCUUUCUCUGGGAAGACAUAGAAGACAUUCAAGUAGUUCCUCCCACAUUGACAUCAAUGGGCAGUCCCGCCAUUAUAAUUACUCUCCGCCAAGGCAGAGGUAUGGAUGCAAAACAUGGUGCAAAGACACAAGACGAGGAAGGCAGGCUGAAGUUUCAUUUCCAGUCUUUUGUGUCAUUUUCUGUAGGCCACAGGACAAUCAUGGCACUAUGGAAGGCAAGAUCCCUGAGUCCUGAGCAGAAGGUGCAAAUUGUUGAAGAAGAAUCUGAAACAAAGACCCUCCAAACUGAAGAGUGUGGAUCUUUCUUGGGUCUAGAGGAUGCCAACAUGUUAGAGGUUUAUUCCUCUGUUCAUCCUUUUCCUAGCAACUUCUUCAUGGAAUUGUUCAGUGGUGGUGACUUAGACUGUCAAGUGAUGGAAAAGGUUGGAUGUCAGAACUACUCUUGCACACCAUGGGAAUUGGAGAAGGCUGAUGUAUCCCAAAGGCAAAUUUGUUACAAACUACACAAGAAUGUUUCUAGUUACUGUGGUGAAGUGACCAGUACCCAGCAAAGAUCCGCCCUUCCUGACAGAAACGGUUGGAUUGUUGAUGAGGCCAUGACCCUUCAAGGAGUACCCCUUGCUGACUAUUUCAAUCUUCAUUUAAAGUAUCAAGUUGAGGAUCUUCCAUUGAAAUCCAAGGGAUGUCAGGUCAAAGUAUUCUUUGGCAUUGCAUGGGUGAAAAGCACCAGACAUCAGAAAAGGCUCACGACAAAUAUUCAAUCAAAUCUGCAAGAUCGCUUGAAGUUGAUGUUCAGUAUGAUGGCUAACGAAUAUCAUAGCAGGAAAGUAGCUGGUUCUGGUGCAUGCCUGUAGAUAUAAUUCUUGUAACUUUCUUGUAACUUUACCGGAGUUGAGUUGUCUCUGAGCCUAUUUUUUGGUGAUGAAUCACAUUCAUUCGAAAAUUUGACUCUGGGGAACUGAACAUUUGAUGGGAGUUUGAUUAUGUUGUUUUGGAAGAGUAGUCGAUGUGCAUGACCUUUCGAAGUUCAAUGGUCUGCAGAUUAUGGUGGCUCUUCUCGGUUGAUUCUUCUGGGGCUUUCUUCAUUUCUUUCCAUGUCAAUAUAAAAAGUGGAACCCUGAAUGGGUUCUAAGAAGACUGGAUAAGAAAUUACGAUGGCUUGUUUUUCUGUUGCUGUACAAUGAAGUCAGUGUAAUCCCAGUGGCAUGCUUAGGAUCUUAAUCAAGAAAUUGGAGAGAGAAGUUUUCUAUUAUAGGCUUUGUCCUCAAUGUACAUGUAUCAGUAGUAGUUUCACUGUAGAUAUCUGUACACAAGGUUCAUUUUAUUUUCUAUUGAAUUUAAUGUCAUAUUUUUCUCUAGUUUUAAA